CCCCCUCCUCCCAGUCUCUUGAAGAAGAAGUAGAAGAAGAAACUACGGGAAAGACGAUGGAGCUAGAAUGAAAGAGCCGACUGUAUUUGGGAAAUAUGAUUCGGAAAAGACUGUAAAUUAUCCGGAGCGAAGAUUUGAUUUGGACCGCAAGCCAUCAAGUCUGAAAAACUUGCAAACAAGCAGGCGAGAAGCAGACUUUAUCGCGUGGAGACGCUGUGGAAAAACUUUCUAAAGCAAAACCUUCCUAGAUGUCUUAGAUGAGGACUAUUUGCGUAAUGACACGCACUUAGGAGAAGAGUUUGGGGAAUCAAAUUUCUUUUCUUUUUUCAGUUUGUUUUUUUUUAAAGGCGCACCAAGGGACAUUAAAGUCGCCUCACGCAGAGAGACAAGAUUGUAUCACUGUAUCUGUAUCCUGUCCUUUCUGCCGGAGGGCGAUGGGGGCCGCGCCGGGCUCCGGCUGGGAGGAGGGAGAGUUCGAGUUCAAGUUGGUGUUUGAGGAGGAUCCGCCGCGCCAGGGUCCAUCCCCGGCGCGCACAGCCGAGCCGGAGAGCUCCGUUGCCGGGGAGGAAAAUGAAGGCGCCCUGCUGCAACUGGACUCCUCCAGCAGCAGCAGCCUGGUUACAGACAACCACCUGGCUGAUUCCCAUGCAGGUCACUCAAUCAGCAUCCCCAGCCCACCACCCAUGUCCAAUCAGCGGGCGGGGAUGCAUUCCCCACCUCCACGAAGGGCCCACAUCAGAGAGUUCAGCGGGACCUACGAGAGCCUGCCGGCACGCUCUGUACAGGUUUCUGAAUCUCGUGUGGUCGAGUGCCCCAGCAUCCAGAUAACCACCAUCUCACCUGACGAUGACCCAACACCCACCAUUUCCAGCUACUGGGACAUGGGUAGCAGUGGCGGGUGGGACAGAGAGCGACUUUACCUUCCCCUGUUGGAUCCCUUUACCUACCGUGACAGAUGCCCCAGCUCCCUCAGCCCUAGCCCCGCCUCUAGCCCCUCCUCCCGAGGCUGGCUCAGCCCCGCCUCCAGCUGCGACUCCCUACUGGUGGAGGAGGAGGAGCUGAACGAAGGCGGCAUCAAUUUUGGGCACUCGCCGUCCUCAAGGCCCACCUCCCCAGGUGGAAAAAAGCGUAGAAACUCCCCGCUGGCGUCUCCCUGUACUUCGCGCAGAGGCAGUUACUCAGAGGAAUUGCAGGGGUGCAACCUGGAGGGUGGAGAGUCCACCCCUCAGUCACAAGCUCCGCCCAGCAGCUGUGAGCUCAGCAUUCCCCAGAAAACCAGGAAGACAUCAUUGGAACAGUUGUCUCCAAGGGAGGUGGAUCAGGAACAGGCUCUAGGCCACAGCUCCCCCUGCCCGCUACCAGAGGCCCAGCAGACCAGGAGAGAGCCCCCUUCUGUUGGCAUGGACUACCUCUCUGUUCCCCCUCCUCUAGCCUGGGGCAGAACCCGAGCCAGCGCCCACAGCCCUCUGUUCAGGUCUAACGCCCUGCCGCCGCUCGAUUGGCCGCUGCCAUCCCAGUUUGACCAGUACGAGCUGCGCAUUGAGGUCCAGCCUCGGCCACACCACAGAGCCCACUACGAGACAGAGGGCAGCAGAGGAGCUGUCAAAGCUGCGCCAACAGGGCAUCCUGUUGUCAAGCUGUGUGGAUACACAGAGAGGAAGCCGCUCUCUCUUCAGGUUUUCGUCGGAACAGCUGAUGACCGAUCAAUCAGACCGCAUCCUUUCUAUCAGAUACACAGGGUGACUGGGAAGAUGGUGGGCACUGCCAGUCACGAGAGCGUCCAGGCAGGGACCAAACUGCUGGACAUCCCCCUCAGUCCUGAGAACAACAUGACUGCACUCAUCGACUGUGCCGGGAUUUUGAAACUGAGGAACUCAGACAUCGAGCUCAGGAAAGGAGAAACAGAUGUCGGAAGAAAAAACACACGUGUUCGUUUGGUGUUUCGUACCCACCUCCCUGUAACACCCCCUUCAGCACCCCCUGGACGGGUGUUGGCUCUGCAGGUUGCUUCUUUGCCCAUCGAAUGCUCCCAGCGUUCGGCCCAGGAGCUGCCUGUCAUCGAGUCGAUCAGCCUCACUUCCUGCUCUGUGGAAGGAGGGGAAGAGCUGCUGCUGAGCGGCACAAACUUCCUGCCAGUCUCCAGAGUCCUUUUCAUGGAGAGAGGAACAGAUGGUAAAUUACAGUGGGAGGAGGAGGCCCAUAUUGACCGUGACAACAGCAAUGAGUGUUUGUUAUGCGUGAGGGUCCCAGCCUACAGUGACCUCUCCAUCAGUCGGCCUGUGUCGGUUAGUCUUUAUGUCUCUAACGGGAAGAGGAAACGGAGCAGCACUCACUGUUUCAAGUAUUUACCCAUUAUGUUCAAAGAGGACGAUCCCCUGCUCUCUCGACCCCCUGUGCUGCCUCUGGAUGGUGGGACUGGGUGUCCUGCAGGGGGUCCACCCAGGAUGGACAGGGGCUUCCAUGUGAGAGGAGACCCCAUGGCUGAUGAGAGAGGCCUAGGCUUCCACCUGCCUCCAUACCCCUCGACUUAUUCCUCUCCUUGCCCGCCCAUAAACUACAAUGAGGAGUACUGCUCUAAACCUGACGCAGCAGUGGAAGAGCCCAGCGGGUCCAGGCCAGCCCUCUCCGAGCGUCAUCCCAGUUUUGAGAACCUAGAGCUGGGCUUCACUGAGCUCCUUCCUCCUCUGUACCCACGUGGUCCACAGCCUCCCUCUCCCUCACCUUCCCCAUGGCUGGAUUCUCCCUACUUGUCCUCUUCACCCUCUCCUUCCCACUCCUCCUCUCUCAGCCCAUUCCCAGCUGGAAGUCCCAUCUCAGCCUCCCCUCUGCCUCCCAUCCCCAGCUCCCCUUACCCACAGUACUCUGCUUAUCCUCAGGAGGUGUGUCCCUCCCCUCCAUCCAACCCAAACCCUUAUCAGGACAUCUGCCCAGCAUCCUACUCCCACUAUGAGGGCUGGGACCCCCAGGGAAGGGUGCUGAAUACAGGACAUGGGGGAGAGAGGGAUGCCAAGAUCCAGGAGUACCCACUGGAGUUUACCAGCUCUGCCUCUAUGCACCACAUUACGUUUGAAGAAGUAUCAGAGUUCAUCGGGGAGGACAUCCAGUCUUACCACCCAGGCUCACAGAUGGACAACCAGCCAAACUGAGCUGAGAGCAGUUCAGGACCCCUGCUUGAUAUUCGGCCUCAUUUUAAAUUCCUUAUGCACUUGGUAUUAAGAUGCAUCGCUGCAGUUACAUGCAAUAUUGACAGGGGAUUGCCAGGACACUGUUGUAAUUAUGACCACAGGUAACUGUUUUAUAAAGGGAAACUAAU
Messenger RNA from Archocentrus centrarchus (flier cichlid), 3313 nucleotides. RefSeq names its product nuclear factor of activated T cells 4 (gene nfatc4). The record is from RefSeq and is a predicted model, not a curated record. Lineage: Eukaryota; Metazoa; Chordata; Actinopteri; Cichliformes; Cichlidae. Gene Ontology annotation, molecular function: DNA-binding transcription factor activity, RNA polymerase II-specific; transcription factor binding; RNA polymerase II cis-regulatory region sequence-specific DNA binding. Gene Ontology annotation, biological process: cytokine production; regulation of transcription by RNA polymerase II; calcineurin-NFAT signaling cascade. The coding region runs from base 435 to 3146 and encodes 903 amino acids. Gene Ontology annotation, cellular component: transcription regulator complex. The transcript has 13 exons.